This is a messenger RNA of Rotaria sp. Silwood2, 381 nucleotides long. The record is from the annotation of a GenBank genome assembly. NCBI's taxonomy places the organism in Eukaryota, Metazoa, Rotifera, Eurotatoria, Philodinida, Philodinidae.
AUGACUCUUUCAUCAUUAGCACAACAAAUCCAUGAAAUGUAUUCAAAACUAUCGGCACAAUCGCUACGAGAUUAUAAUGCCUAUUUAAUGAGUGACGAUGGUAAUAUAGAGAAAAAUCAACCAGAUGCAGAUAUAAUUAAUCAGGAUUUUUACUGUGGAUCGUGGCGAAAAGGAAAUUUGUUAGAUGUUAAAUUUGGUAAUAGUGGAUUUCCUGUUUAUAGUGGACCAACAAAACAACUCUAUCCACGAUAUUUUCCAAUGAUGGAUACACAUAGGAGAGAUGGAUCGAUUAAUAUUUUAUUAGGAUUAAGAGAACAAGAUUAUGAACGAAUGAUACAACAAAAUAUUCUUAAAAGUGUUUUCUACUACAUAAUUGAUUAA